Molecule: messenger RNA, 363 nt
Organism: Suillus subalutaceus
Lineage: Eukaryota; Fungi; Basidiomycota; Agaricomycetes; Boletales; Suillaceae
Exons: 5
Coding region: 1-363 (120 amino acids)
Source: RefSeq, a predicted model, not a curated record
AUGAUGGUCAAGCCAGAUUUGCCAGAAAAAAAUCAGUGUUUUAUGAUCACAGGAAUCGAUUGGAGAUGGUCCCAGAUUAUUUCUAGCCUGUUUGAAUUGAAAUAUACUUCCCAUGACUUGCCAGUGCUACAAAAGCAUUUUUCCUGGGGGUUCUUGAUCCACCUGAACACGAUGGUCGAGCCAGAUUUCCCAGAAAAAAUCGCGUUCUUGAGAUAUACAAGGUGUAGGAAUCGAUUGGUGAUAAUCCUGGACCACCUGGAGAUCAAUAUUGGUGACAUAUGGUGGUGGGGCCAAAAUAAACCGGUGCCCUACGCUGUAGCUCCACAUAAGCCUUUGCAAGUCAGUCAACUGGGACAUCACUGA